AUGUUCGGCUGUGACUUGGCUCAACACGUUGAAAACCUUUCGGUAGAACUUGAUUCUAUCGAAAAAUACACAAAUUAUCUAAAAAAUAUUAAAAUUGAAGGAUACGGAGUUUCUCUGGGCCUGUCGCCUAAAGUGAACAAACCUCAGAUAUUGACACGAUUAACCGAAAUGUCCUCCACGUCGGAGGACAAGAAUCUCUGCAUAACAUGUGAAAAAUUAUUAAGUUACAUCGAUAAGCUCCGGAUUCCCGAGACUGGGAUAUUCGUCUUCAGUGCCGAGAAACUUAAGAACCGCAACGUUGGCUACUUCUCCGUCUACUACCCUCCUUUCCCCUUACUGGAAAGCUAUGUGCAGUGGGGAGAAAAGUUUGAGGUUGCGGACCUUAUUUCCGUGAAGCAGCACGCCAAAGAAUGCGAGUCUCACAGACAAUCAACCGCCCCACACGAGGAAAACGCUCCUCGGUACGACUAUAGUCACCGCUCUGAUGACUAUAAUAGGCGUGAGAGGAACCCUCCUCGGUACGACUAUAGUCACCGCUCUGAUGACUAUAAUAGGCGUGAGAGGAACGCUCCUCGGUACGACUAUAGUCACCGCUCUGAUGACUAUAAUAGGCGUGAGAGGAACGCUCCUCGGUACGACUAUAGUCACCGCUCUGAUGACUAUAAUUGGCGUGAGAGGAACGCUCCUCGGUACGACUAUAGUCACCACCAUGAUGACUAUAAUAGGCGUGACAGGAACGCUCCUCGGUACGACUAUAGUCACCGCUCUAGGGACUAUAUUAGGUGA
Homarus americanus (American lobster) is the source of this 786-nucleotide messenger RNA. Its product is annotated as peptidyl-prolyl cis-trans isomerase cyp6-like. The record is from RefSeq and is a predicted model, not a curated record. The transcript has a single exon. The coding region runs from base 1 to 786 and encodes 261 amino acids. NCBI's taxonomy places the organism in Eukaryota, Metazoa, Arthropoda, Malacostraca, Decapoda, Nephropidae.